CAUUUCUCGGUUAUUUAUUCUUCAAAUACCUCUUCCCCUCCCUCUUCUGCUUCCCUGUCGCUGGUGGGGCACUCCCCUUUGUCUGCCCAGCAUCGUCACCACGAUGAGGACCCUCUUCGCCCUUGCCCUUGUAGGCCUGCUCGCCUUGGCGGCAGCACAGGAAGUGCCUCGCGCCGGCGUGCCUGCACGUCGGCUCCAGUAUGGUCCAGCUCCAGCCGAUCCGCCAGAGACGCCGCCAGAGAUGCCUCCUUACGUUGUGCCUCCUUACCCCCCAUUCUUCGAUACGCCGCCAGAGGCGCCGCCAGCUGAGGAGCCGCCAGUUGUGGAGCCGCCAGCUGUGGAGCCGCCAGCUGUGGAGCCGCCAGCUGUGGAGCCGCCAGUUGAGCAGCCGCCAGUUGACGACGGCACUGACGGUGGUGACGACGACAUGCCCGACGACGACGAUGAUGACGAUGAUGACGACGACGAUGAUGACGAUGAUGACGACGACGACGAUGACGACGAUGAUGAUGACGACAUUCCCGACAACGGCCCUGCUGACGACGACAGCUCGGCUGACGACGACGGCCCAUGGCUUCUGCUGGCGGAGACCUUUGGAGGACUUUGGCGCCUGUGACUGACUGAUAAGUGAAUGGCUUCUUUCUUCGCUAUGUUGAGCGAGCGAGCGAAGAGGGCUGGACUGCAUGUACGUUAUGUGGAAUGGUACAUACUCACGUGUGUGUAUUUGUAUUUGGCGCUGCGUUGGUCCAUUUGGGGGAUUUGUGAGUGCUGAGACAAAGGUUGUCAGAUUCUUUUUGUUGUCGCGUGCCCGGGAG
Molecule: messenger RNA, 815 nt
Organism: Vitrella brassicaformis
Lineage: Eukaryota; Vitrellaceae
Source: the annotation of a GenBank genome assembly